Messenger RNA from Tachysurus fulvidraco (yellow catfish), 2806 nucleotides. RefSeq names its product F-box and leucine-rich repeat protein 4 (gene fbxl4). Gene Ontology annotation, cellular component: SCF ubiquitin ligase complex. Gene Ontology annotation, molecular function: protein binding. Gene Ontology annotation, biological process: SCF-dependent proteasomal ubiquitin-dependent protein catabolic process. The coding region runs from base 403 to 2220 and encodes 605 amino acids. NCBI's taxonomy places the organism in Eukaryota, Metazoa, Chordata, Actinopteri, Siluriformes, Bagridae. The transcript is spliced from 8 exons. The record is from RefSeq and is a predicted model, not a curated record.
GAGCGCCUGCAGUGACACAUGGGUAAAAUCAAUGUAUAUAUAAACAGUCCGAAAUUCACGUAUUUAAUAUAUAAUUACAUGUGUAGAGGGAUAGAGGGAAGAAUAGAUGGACAGCCGGGUUCCGGAGUUUGAUUCGCUGUGAUGCAUGCAGCUCGGCCUGUAGGAAUGUAGACGCCUUACCGUCGCUUUUGCACGACACCACCACCUGGUGUCUCCUAUUGUGUUCCCUGCCUCCUUAUUUUAUGCUAAGCUUAUAACCUAGUUAUAAGCAUGUUAUAAUAAAAAAUAAAGUGCACAUUUGGUUUAACAGCAUCUAGGUUGUUCCCUAGGUAUCUGUUCCCUAAUUAUUUAAAUGAUGUUUAGAUCGCCCUUCACUUAGGCCCUACGCUCUCCGUCUUCCCUAUGCUCACUCUUCUGGGCGUGUCUUCUUUCGUGUUUGUGCAUUGGCGUCGGUGCAGGAGCAGCUCACACAACGAUGCUGCGUUUCACUACAGACGGUCAGCUCUUCCCGUCGUCGCGAAGACGGAAGCCGAGUUGGAUCAGUACGCCAAGGAGGUGCUGGACUUCAGCUCGCAUUACGGUGGCGAAGGGAGCAUGUCGUACACCAUGUGGAACGCAGCCGGAGCCCCCAGCGUGUUCCCGAGCUCAGGGGACUUCACGCACACCGCCGUGUUCUGGACGUACGGACACUGGUGGGAGGACGAGCGCAGGGAGCAAAUUUUCAGCCGGACGCCGCACUCCUUCCACAGUCGGGAUUUCCUCGAGGUGGCGUUCGAGGAGCAGGUUUUCCCCACCUCCGUCACCGUUCUGGAGACCUACCAUCCAGGUGCUAUCAUCCAAAUUCUCGCCUGCUCAUUUAAUCCCUAUGCUGAAGACGCCACUUCUGAUGUCAGGUGGGAGGUGCUGUGGGCAGGGGAGCCCACCAAACUGGCCAGUUCUCAGGCACGUCAAUUUUGCCCCUCCAUCCGUCCGAUUAGCUUUGCUACGAAUUUACUGCGUUUGGAGGUAAACAGCUCUCUACUGGAUUAUUACACCGAGCUGGAUGCCAUCAUGCUGCGUGGCUUGCGCAAGCACGUCAGCAGCAUCGCCGUACCCGUCGUCGCCAACAACACACCCAAGAAAGACAGUGAGCUGCUGGGCAACGGCGUGAACACGGGCAACACCAAUGGCUACUUCAGCAAGCUACCAUACGAGCUGAUCCAGUUGAUUGUGAGUCACUUGGCCGUGCCGGAUCUGUGUCGCUUGGCUCAGAGCUGUAAGCUCCUACAGCGCCACUGUUACGACCCGCUGCAGUACGUUCAGCUCAGCCUGCAGCCGUAUUGGUUCCGCUUGAACGAUCUGUCUCUGGCACACUUACAAUCCCGCUGCGCGCUCUUGCAGCGCCUCAACGUGUCCUGGACCGGAAACAGAGGAGCCGUCACGGCCGGCGGAUUCUGCAGUUUCAUCAAGGCAUGCGGAGCAAACUUGUUGUGUUUGGAACUGUCCUGUUGUCACUUCCUGAACGAAGCGUGUUUGGAAGUGAUCUCGCAGACGUGCGGCGGCCUUCAGGAGCUCGACCUCGCCUCGUGCGACCGCCUCGAACCUCAGGCGUUCAACCACGUCGCUAAGCUCGCACGCCUGCGCCGACUCGUCCUGUACCGCACCAAGAUUGAGCAAACAGCUAUAUUGAGCAUCCUGACUUUCUGCACUGAACUGCGACACCUGAACUUAGGCAGCUGCGUGAUGAUUGAGGACUAUGACGUGGUGGUGAGCGUGUUAAGUGCUCGCUGUCGAUCCCUCGUCUCUCUGGAUUUGUGGCGCUGCAGGAGUCUGACCGAGCGCGGCCUCUCCGAGUUAGUGUCGGGCUGCUGCGGUUUAGAAGAACUCGACCUAGGAUGGAGCUCCGCCCUCCACAGUGGCUCCGCCCUCCACGGCGGAUCUGCUUCUUUCAGGCACGCGGCACGCAGACUGAGCCGCCUGCGCAGACUUUACCUCACCGCUAACCGUAACAUCUGUGACGCAGACCUGGAGCACAUCGCAACACACUGUCCUGCACUGGAGCACCUGGAUAUAUUGGGUACACGGUUGGUGAGUCCGGCUGCUUUACGCAGGCUGCUCCAGUCAUGUCCCCGCCUGCGUCUGCUCGACGUUUCCUUCUGCUCGCAGAUUGACGCACGGACCGUACAGGAGCUCAGCGCGCUUUUUCCAAACGUCGCCAUCAAAAAGAGUUUCACCCAGUGACCUCUGACCUUUAACUAAGCAGACACUAGGACCCUACGGUCUGGCGCUCAGAAAGACAGACACCACGAUACUUGAACUCAGUGACGUACUGCAUUAAAGGAAACACACACACACACACACACAAACCGCACUCGAUCCAAUACAUUGCUUUUAUUAGCAGUCACUAAUGGCCUUUGACCUGAUUUUACACUUUUUUUUUUCUCCCCUAGAUUUCUUGAAGUUCCUGUUUGUAAUCUCAGGGUUUAUUUCUCCAGUUAAUCCCAGUAGCUUUGUUCCGAACGAAUACUUUAUUACCUACUACUUUAUUCUCAGUUCUUUUUUUUUUUUUUUUUUAAAAACACCGUGUUCCGAUUGGCCCAGAGACGUACAGUAACUACGACAACCGUCACACAUCUUUAUUUCUACUACAGAGUGCACGCGCUUCGACGGGUUUUAACCGACUGCCCACAGUAUAUCUUAAAGAGUGUCACAUUCUCUGGAAGUCAUUUCGUCUCUCCUGUUUCUUUUUAACGAAGAGAGGAAAUAGAUUUGGAUUGAUUUGAAAGCAGAAAAUGAAUAAAUGGAUAAUAAGAAUUGUGUGAACCUG